AUGGGUGCCUCUGAUUGGCUGUUCCUCCUUGGUGUCCUUUCAGUGGCGUGCGGCUCUGCCCCUGAUGACCCGUGCACCAUCAAAGCCAAGGACGUGGUGCUGGAGCCCCGCUGCGUCUACCGCGUCCCCGAGGAUGACGCCCCCGAUAAUUCGACGGAUGGCUCGGUCCCACCUUCAACUAACCCGCGCGUGUGGGAGCUGUCCGCCGCCAACGCGCGCUUCGCCUUAGCUCUCUACCGGCAGGUGGCGCUAGGGCGGGACCCCGACGCCAAUCUUUUCCUGUCCCCGCUCAGCGUGUCGGCCGCCUUCUCUAUGACCAAACUGGGCGCCUGCGGGCGCACCUUGGAGGAAAUCAUGAAGGUGUUCGAGUUCGAUUCCGUGACGGAGAGGACGUCGGAUAAAGUCCACUUUUACUUCGCCAAGCUGCUGUGUCGCCUGUACAGGAAAAUAGAUUCCAGCACGCAGCUGGCUGUGGCCAAUCGCCUCUUUGGGGACCGAUCGCUUCGCUUCAACGCCACCUACCAGAACAUCAGCCGCCAGGUGUACGGCGCCGAGAUGAUGUCGCUGGAUUUCCGGGCCCAGCCAGAAGCGUCACGCGCUGCAAUCAAUGCUUGGGUAGCCAACAAGACUGAGAACAACAUCCGGGAUGCGUUGCCUGCGGGUGCUGUCAACGCCGACGCCGUCCUGGUCUUGGUCAACACAAUCUACUUUAAGGGUUCUUGGCAGAAGCGCUUCCGCGAGGACGACGCCUACGAGGCCCCCUUCCGCGUGGACGCGUGGCGUUCGUGUUCUGUCACCAUGAUGUUCCAAGAGAGCACCUUCCGCUACGCCCGUCUGCCGGCGGAGCACCUCCAGCUGUUGGAGAUGGAGUACCGCGGGCGGGACACGGCCAUGACGCUGCUGCUGCCGGACCGAGGCCACCUGCUAGCGCAGGUGGAGACGGAGCUAAACCUCCCCACGCUGACACGGUGGUUGGAGCGGAUGACGGAGACUCGCGUGUCCGUCAACCUUCCGCGAUUCCGCCUGGAGGAGAGCCUUCGCCUGAAGGAGGCGCUCAAUGCGAUGGGACUGCGAGAUGUAUUUAGCCCGGAAAAUGCAAGUCUGCCAGGUCUCCUCGCCGACGACGCCGACGGCGUCUUCAUCAGCGACGCCUACCACAAAGCCUUCCUGGAGGUGAACGAGCUAGGCAGCGAGGCGUCGGCGUCCACCGGCGCGGUGGCGGCAGGGAGAUCCAUCAAGUUGGACGCGGAGGUCUUCGCCGCCGAUCGGCCCUUUUUGCUACUGAUCCGCGAGAAGACGCUGAACGCGGUCGUCUUCGUGGGACGCGUGGCGCGACCUUGCUAA
This is a messenger RNA of Nerophis lumbriciformis (worm pipefish), 1344 nucleotides long. The record is from RefSeq and is a predicted model, not a curated record. NCBI's taxonomy places the organism in Eukaryota, Metazoa, Chordata, Actinopteri, Syngnathiformes, Syngnathidae.